Helobdella robusta is the source of this 1905-nucleotide messenger RNA. RefSeq lists its product as hypothetical. Gene Ontology annotation, cellular component: cytoplasm. The record is from RefSeq and is a predicted model, not a curated record. Gene Ontology annotation, molecular function: dynein intermediate chain binding. NCBI's taxonomy places the organism in Eukaryota, Metazoa, Annelida, Clitellata, Rhynchobdellida, Glossiphoniidae. The transcript is spliced from 2 exons. Bases 1 to 1905 code for a protein of 634 amino acids. Gene Ontology annotation, biological process: inner dynein arm assembly; cilium movement; outer dynein arm assembly.
AUGGAUGAGUAUGAGGCUAUUGCCUUUCUUACUGAUGUUAGUUAUGAAAGUAGAUUAGAAUCAAUCAAAACCCUGCAUAAUAUUUUAAAAAUAAACAAAGGCAAAUCAAAAUUUUCUGAUUUAUAUGAAAUUGCACGUGGUUUGGCUGUUGUUUUGUUUGAUAAAGAGAUUGAUGUCAGGACACAUGGACUUAAUUUUGUAGUCGAUUUUAUAAAUGGUCUUGAAGAAAAUGUGUGCAACUGCAUCCAUGCGAUUGUUCCAGCUUUGCUAACCUGCUUGGAAGAUAAUAGAAGUGGAGUUCAGCUGAAUGCAGUUAAAUGUUUAAAAACAUGCUUGAAAAAAACUGAAAAUUUUCAAGCUACAAUAGAUUUAAUAAUAUCUGAAGGUUUAAAUUCAAGAAGUAAAAAAAUCAGCAAAUCAGUAAUAUCAAAACUGCAUUUAAUCGUUGUUGACUUUAAAGCAAACCGCCACAUUGCAAAGCUGAUCCAUGCUCUUUACAACAAGCUUUCCAACAAAUUCAUGCAGACUCAUGGGUUUGAAUCUUUGAAGAAAUUAAAAAAUGUUUUGGGUGACAAAUUGUUUCAAAGUUAUUCCAAAGAUGCUGAUGAAAACUGUAGAAAAAUUUAUAAUUAUCUAAGUGGUGAUGUCAGGGAAUUGAGUUUCAUUGAUUCGUUGAUGAAAAGUGAAGAACUGUUCUCAUCAAAAGAUAUUCCUAAUUAUGACGUUGAUGAAGAAGACGAUGAUAAAAAUGCUAAACAAAUGAAUUUACAUUCACAACUUGUCUUUGGAUUCUUGUCGAUCAAUAUUUAUGACAGACUAUUAAAAAAAGAUUCAACUCAUGAAAAAGUUGAAUCAUUGGAAGAUUUAAAAUUUAUUUGUAAGAAUCCACAAAACAAUGAUGCUUUGGAGAAAAACUUUCCUCAAUUCUUAGAAUUCCUCUUAAAACUUUUUGAUGUUUCUAACAUGCAAACUAAUUUAAUAUGUCUGGAUAUUAUUAAAGUUUUGUUGGAACAGUAUGGCUUAAAAUUGAAACCUUAUACAAAUUCAUUUAUUUCUAACAUUUUCCCAUUUAUAUGCACUGAUGUAAUUUGCUUGAAAGAAAGUGUUUUCAAAUUGGUGAAGAUUAUUUUUGAGACUCUCGGAAUUGUCAGCUCAGCUCCCCCACUAUGUAGUUUUCUAAAACAUUCUCGAAGUAAACUUAGACAGGAAACGUUAAAUUUUGUCAUGUAUUUGUUAUUGACCAUGAAUAUGAAAGUUGGUGAAAUUGAAAUGUUUGUAGGGCCUGUGAUGGAAGCAUUAUUGGAUUCCAAAAAGUUAAUACGACAAGCGGCCAUGGAGUGUUCUGCAUUGUUAGGACAUUUUUUGAAUGCUAACAAGAAUAUGAAAAUUGUCUCAUGUUUGCAUAAUCUGGAACAGAUGCCUAGAGGUAGCGGGGUCACGAAGGCAGUUAAUGAACGUUUCAACUUAAAUAAAUUACCAAAAUGUAACAAGGAUGGCACUAUUAAAUACACAGCUAUCAACAAUAACAUUGCACCUUUGGUUCUUGAGUGGGUGCUCCUGGCUGGGAACUGCAUGACGCGAGACACCCAGGGGAGGUCUGUUAGUACUGAUGAGUUCAAUGCUGCCAAAGAUCACAAGACUCCUUUCUUUGAAGAUAAUAAUGAAUCUAAAUCACCUUCACCAUGGCAUGGCCAUAAUAAGUUUUCUAAACAAGAUGUCGGAAAGAGCUUGAGCCGUGCAUUCGUGGACGUGGCAACACCGCAGGCAUUUCUACUUGUCACACAUAUGCCAUUCCCCACCAUUCCAACUUUUACAAGAUUCAACAACUUUUUAAAUGGAGUCCGUGCACUGGCCUCAUUGAUGCAAAUGUUUGUAUCUAAGAGAUCAAAAGAGUUUGCAGCAUAA